AUGGUAAAUUUCCUGUCACAAUACAUACCCAACUUGUCGGAGAUUACAGCUCCACUAAGAUCACUACUCAAGAAAGAAACGCUAUGGGCGUGGUUACCAGAGCACGAUGGUGCACUUGAUAAAAUUAAAGUUGCACUAACCAGCAGUCCUGUUCUAAAAUUCUUUGACAUCAAUCAGAAAAUAACCCUGCAGGUUGAUGCAUCACAAGGAGGCCUGGGUGCUUGUCUACUCCAAAAUGGACAUCCCAUAAUCUACGCAUCAAGAUCACUUAAUACUGGCGAAACUCACUAUGCCCAAAUUGAAAAAGAGCUCCUUGCUGUUGUAUUUGCUUGUGAGCGCUUCCAUCAAUAUGUUUAUGGCAGAGAAGUUGAUGUGCAAAGUGAUCACAAACCGCGCGAGUCCAUAAUGGUCAAGCCAGUCUGCAAANGUUUCAAGUAUGUCCCAGGAAAGUUUAUGUUCAUAGCCGACACACUGUCAAGAGCACAUCUACAAGAGGAUGGAGGACAACAGGAUCUCCAUGAUGGCAUUGAAGUCAUGGUCCAUAGUCUUGUUAACAACCUGCCAGCAACGCCUGAGAAGAUAAAGGAAUUAAAAAGUGCCACACAACAAGACAAGACGCUACAGACUCUCAAAAGAACAUUAGAACAAGGUUGGCCUGAACAUCGACAGUCUGYACCACAAUGCAUCACAGCACCAUACUGGAAUGUAAGACAUGAGCUAAGUGAAGCUGAAGACCUACUCUUCAAAGACAACAAGUUAAUAAUUCCAUCAUCAAUGAGAAAAGAUACUCUCAAAUUGAUACAUGAAAGUCAUCAAGGCAUCGAAAAGUGCAAGAACAGAGCCAGGUCAACCAUUUACUGGCCAGGUAUSAACAAUGACAUUUCUGAAGUUGUUUCUAACUGUACUGUGUGUGCCACUUUCAGAAACCAGAACCAGAAGGAGCCCAUGAUACCACAUGACAUACCAGAGCUCCCUUGGCAGAAGGUAGCGUCAGAUCUCUGCGAAUACCAAGGUAAAACAUAUCUUGUGGUAGUGGAUUACUUUUCUAAAUUCAUCGAAACUAGUCUGAUUCCUGACAAAACUGCAAAAACUGUUAUCACUCACAUGAAAUCCAUCUUCUCUCGUCACGGAAUACCAGAAGAGUUAAUAUCUGACAACAUGCCCUAUAACAGCAGAGAAUUUAAAGACUUCGCAAAAGACUGGGGUUUCAAAGUAACCACUUCAAGCCCCACAUAUGCUCAAUCUAAUGGCAUGAGCGAAAAGGCUGUCCAGACUGUAAAGAGGAUUCUAAAGAAAGCCAGAGAUCCCUAUAUUGGUCUACUUGAAUACAGAAACACCCCUGUUACUGGAAUGUCACACUCACCAUCCCAGUUUCUAAUGAGUAGAGCAACCAGAUCAAAGUUACCAACUUCAAAGAAUCUUCUACAGCCCAAAGUUGCUACUGGAGUUAAAAAAGAGCUGAUGAACUGUCAACAGAAACAAAAACAAUACUAUGAUGUUGGAGCUAAACCCUUACAACCACUUAAAGUGAAUGGAAAUGUGCGUUUGCGCCAAGGUAAUAUGUGGCUCCCAGCUCUUAUCUCACAAACAGCAGCCACACCCAGAUCAUAUAUAGUAGCGACUCCAAAUGGAAAAGAAUACAGGCGUAACAGACGUCACAUUCUGAAAACCGACGCAACCACUGACUUUUCAACAGCCUUUGAGCCUCAAGUGGAAGAUGAACAACAAUGUGGAGAGAACUCAGUCUCCGAAGGUARCUCAGCCGAAACAACGACCCCUAUCUAUGAUGACAACCAAGGAACGACAGUCCCAACACCACUUUAA
Molecule: messenger RNA, 1824 nt
Organism: Exaiptasia diaphana
Lineage: Eukaryota; Metazoa; Cnidaria; Anthozoa; Actiniaria; Aiptasiidae
Product: transposon Tf2-1 polyprotein
Exons: 3
Coding region: 1-1824 (607 amino acids)
Biological process (GO): DNA integration
Molecular function (GO): nucleic acid binding
Source: RefSeq, a predicted model, not a curated record